AUGCCGAUUUGUCUAUUGAGAACAAGUUUGCCCAGAACUGGAAUCCCGAAAGCAUUUGAGAAACACCUUUCAAAUAAAAUUGCCGAGAUGCUUGGAAAACCGAUCGAAAAAAUGAGUGUUAUUGUGCACAGUGACUUAGCCUUUUGUCGUAGUGGUAGCUAUGAUCCUGCAGCCUUCUUGGAGAUACGAGCUAUCGAUGUGAUUACUGCUUCUACAACACCUAAAUACACACAGAUCAUGGUGGACUACCUCAGUCUCAACCUAUCUCUGCCUAAGGAAAGAGUAUAUCUCCAGUAUGUUCCCCUUGACAAAACACAUAUUGGAUCUGGCGCUCCCUGA
Molecule: messenger RNA, 339 nt
Organism: Octopus bimaculoides (California two-spot octopus)
Lineage: Eukaryota; Metazoa; Mollusca; Cephalopoda; Octopoda; Octopodidae
Product: D-dopachrome decarboxylase
Molecular function (GO): phenylpyruvate tautomerase activity
Source: RefSeq, a predicted model, not a curated record